ACCGCUUUUUAAACCACCGCGAUUGCCAUCUCCCCACAAAAACCCUAAACCCUCCUCGCCGAAAACCGGCUCCCUCCAAUGGCAAAACGCAACAAAAACUCUCCCGUGCCAGAAAAACCCUCCUCCUCCACCACCGCCCCCGCCACCACCGCCAUGGCAAGAACCACCGCCGCCGCCCCCCCCAGAAGGAACAGAAAGGUGUCGAGGAGAGCGGCGCCACCGGACUUCGAGGCGCUGAGAGAGCUGUUCAAGCACCACAUCGAGUCGUUCGAUCACAUGCUGGAGUACGGAAUCGAGACGAUGUUCACGACCAUCAAGCCCGUUGAAAUCAUCGAUCCCCUUACGAACAAAUCGCUUCGAAUCUCCUUUGGAGAUUCCAAACCUGAAAUAUACCCACCGCAGAAGGAACGCAAUCUUGGGAAAAUGCAGGAAGCUUUGUAUCCCUUUGAAUGCAGGCAAGCUAAAAUGUCCUAUGUGGGGAACUUCAUUACGGAUGUCUGCUUUCAAUAUGACAGCAAUGGCCCCAUUAUUAGGGAAAAGUUCAAUUUUGGUCAAUUUCCUAUAAUGUUAAUGUCCAAACGUUGUCACUUGAGAGGUGCCGAUCCACAAAAGCUAGUUUCUUGCAAAGAAGAGUCAUCAGAAAUGGGUGGGUACUUCAUUUUGAAUGGGCUUGAAAGAGUCAUUCGACUUAUAAUUCUGCCAAAGCGGAACUAUCCAACGAGUAUGGUUCGAAAUUCUUUCCGUGAUCGACGGGAAGGAUACAGUGAUAAAGCUGUUGUCAUAAGAUGUGUCAGAGAAGACCAAUCUGCAGUGUCAGUUAAGUUGUAUUAUCUGAACAAUGGAAGUGCAAGACUUGGAUUCUGGAUACAAGGGAGGGAAUAUUUGCUUCCGGUGGGCGUUGUUCUUAAGGCGCUUACUGACACUACUGAUCAUGAACUCUAUGUUAGUUUGACGUGUUGCUACAAUGAAAAAUAUAAGGGGGAAAAGGGGUGUGUAGGCACUCCACUCGUGGGUGAAAGGGUAAAAAUCAUUCUUGAUGAAGUGCGGGACUUAUCUCUUUUUACUCGCAGCCAGUGUCUGCAGCAUCUCGGAGAGCACUUCCAACCUGUGAUGGUUGGACUGGAAAACAAAAGUUUCUCUUUUGUUGCGGAUGCUGUUCUAAAAGAUUACAUAUUUGUCCACCUUGACAAUAACCAGGACAAAUUCAAUCUGCUCAUCUUUAUGUUGCAGAAGCUUUUCUCUCUUAUAGAUCACACUUCUGCACCAGACAACCCAGAUUCCUUGCAAAAUCAGGAAGUGUUACUGCCUGGUCAUUUAAUUACCAUAUACCUCAAGGAAAAACUACAAGAAUGGCUGCUGAAGGCGAGAGAACUUCUUCUAGAGGAAAUUAAUAGCGAGAACAAAAGUUUUGAUUUCGGCAGCUUAGAUCAGGUGAGGAAGGUCAUGAAUAAAAGUAAUCCUUCAAGACAGAUCAGCUCAGCUGUUGAGAACAUGUUGAAAACUGGAAGACUUGUUACGCAAUCAGGUUUAGAUUUACAGCAGAGAGCUGGCUUGACAGUUCAGGCAGAGAGGCUUAACUUUCUCCGCUUUAUAUCACAUUUUCGAGCUGUUCAUCGAGGGGCUUCAUUUGCAGGGCUUCGCACUACAAGUGUGAGGAAGUUGUUGCCAGAAUCUUGGGGUUUCCUUUGCCCGGUUCACACUCCUGAUGGGGAGCCAUGUGGGCUGCUGAAUCAUAUGGCUUGUAAUUGUCGUAUCACAUCAUACUACGACUCACAAGGCAAUGCUAGGGACUUCUUCAAAAUGCGAAUGUCUGUCCUCAGUGUUUUGGUUGGAGUUGGUAUGACUCCUUCAUUGCCAAAGCUCAUGCAAGCUGGUCCUCCUGAAGUGCUUUCUGUUGUCUUAGAUGGUCGUGUUGUUGGCUCCAUUCCGUCUGAUAUAGCUGACAAGGCUGUCUCUCACUUACGGAGACUGAAACUGUCAGCAACCUCAGGGAUUCCUGUUGAUUUGGAGGUGGGAUAUGUUCCUCUGAGCAUGGGUGGAGCGUAUCCUGGUUUGUUCAUAUUUACAUCUCCAUCUAGAUUCAUUCGCCCUGUUAGAAAUAUUUCUGUUCCUGCUGAGGAAACAAAUGACAUUGAGCUUAUUGGCCCCUUUGAACAGGUAUAUAUGGAAAUAAGGUGUGAAGAUGGUGGUGAUGGAGGAAGGGGGAAUAAUUUACCUGCCACUCAUGAAGAAAUCCAUCCAACUGGAAUACUCAGUGUAGUUGCUAAUCUCACACCUUGGUCUGACCAUAAUCAGAGUCCACGUAACAUGUACCAGUGUCAGAUGGCAAAACAAACAAUGGCUUUCUCAUCUCAAACUAUUAAUUGCCGAGCUGAUCAAAAAAUAUAUCAUCUUCAGACUCCUCAAACUCCUAUUGUACGCACGAAAACAUAUGAAAAGUACAGCAUCGAUGAAUUUCCACUGGGGACAAAUGCAAUCGUUGCAGUUCUGGCAUAUUCAGGUUAUGAUAUGGAGGAUGCCAUGGUUCUGAAUAAAUCAUCUGUGGAUCGGGGGAUGUUUCAUGGGCAGAUUUAUCAGACGGAAACUAUUGACUUGGCAGAACAAGGUAGCAAAUCAUCUCGUUCGCACAGAAUGUUUAGAAGAAGCAAUCUUGAUAAAUCAGUCUCUUCUUUGAUUGAUUCAGAUGGACUUCCAUACGUUGGGCAGACAUUAAAUCCGGGUGAUCCAUAUUGUAGUGUCUAUGAUGAGAUAACCAAUGCAACAAAACUUACCAAAUUAAAGGGUUCGGAACCUGUUAUUGUUGAUUAUGUUGCUGUUGAUGUGAAAAAAAGGAAACAGCUGCAGAAGGUCAACAUACGUUUCCGACGUUCCAGAAACCCGAUAAUUGGUGAUAAAUUUAGCAGUAGGCAUGGACAAAAAGGUGUUUGCUCACAAUUGUGGUCAGAUACUGAUAUGCCAUUUUCAGGACAUACAGGAAUGCGGCCAGACCUUAUUAUCAAUCCUCAUGCAUUUCCUUCAAGAAUGACAAUAGCAAUGCUUUUGGAAUCUAUUGCUGCUAAGGGAGGUUCCUUAGAUGGGCAAUUUGUGAAUGCAACACCAUUUUAUAGCACAUCAAAAAAGGCGACCAAAGAGUCAGAAUCUGAAGUGCUGAAUGCAACGUAUUCUAGCUUGGUAAAGAAGGCUGGCGAAGAGUCAGAAUCUAAACCCGAUUCGCUUGUUGAUGAACUCGGGUCCAUGUUAGCUUCUUAUGGUUUCAAUUACCAUGGUUUGGAGGUACUGUACAGUGGGGUUUACGGGACAGAAUUAACUUGCGAGAUUUUUAUUGGACCUGUUUAUUAUCAGAGACUUCGACAUAUGGUUUCAGAUAAAUAUCAGGUUCGGUCCACUGGAACAAUUGACCAGGUUACUAGGCAACCCAUUAAAGGAAGGAAGCGUGGAGGGGGUAUUCGUUUUGGAGAAAUGGAAAGAGAUUCCCUCCUUGCUCAUGGUGCUGCUUAUUUAUUGCACGACAGACUCCACACUUGUUCUGAUCACCACAUCGCCGAUGUCUGUUCCCUGUGUGGAAGCAUCCUCACGACAUCAAUCAUCCAACCGCAAAAGCGAGCUGUGAGGGAGAUCGGUGGGCUCCCACCUGGUAGGGCCCCCAAAAAGGUUAUUUGUACAGCCUGCCAGUCAAGUAAGGGAAUGGAGACGGUUGCAAUGCCAUAUGUGUUUAGAUACUUGGCUGCAGAAUUAGCUGCUAUGAACAUCAAAAUGACACUUCAGUUGAGUAAUGGAGCAGGAGCCUGAUACACCUGUCUUGGCUGCAGAAUUAGCUGCUAUGAAUUAGUUUGUUUCCCUCUGUUGUACAAUUUGAUCAUGAAUGUGGUUUGUUUUGUUUACAAUUAACCAAAUGUCAAAACCUUUUAUUGGUUUAUCUAUCGAUUUUUGUUCAAGGUGAUAAA
Messenger RNA from Rhododendron vialii, 3944 nucleotides. RefSeq names its product DNA-directed RNA polymerase I subunit 2. Gene Ontology annotation, molecular function: ribonucleoside binding; DNA-directed RNA polymerase activity; DNA binding. Gene Ontology annotation, cellular component: RNA polymerase I complex; nucleus. Bases 79 to 3789 code for a protein of 1236 amino acids. NCBI's taxonomy places the organism in Eukaryota, Viridiplantae, Streptophyta, Magnoliopsida, Ericales, Ericaceae. The record is from RefSeq and is a predicted model, not a curated record. Gene Ontology annotation, biological process: DNA-templated transcription. The transcript is spliced from 27 exons.